CGUUCUUCUCGGUAUAUAUGACUACUGAAAAGAAAGACAUAAAUAAGGACACAGCUCCCUUAGACCCCAUAGAUAAACGCAUUUAUAUUGGUGGUUUACACCCUGCCACUACUGAAGAGCAGAUCCAGGAGCGUUUUAGUAAAUUUGGCACAGUGUCCAAUGUUUUGAUAGCUAAAAAUACAAGCAAUGAAUGUCGAGGAUUUGCCCAUAUGACUAUCCAUACCACACCCAAGAAAUGGGAAUCAUGUUUAUCUGUUUACAAUGGUGCUAAAUGGAAAGGUUUAGAGCUGAAAUUAGAAGAAGCAAAAAUGGAUUGGCAAGAACGUAAACGACUAAGAGAAGAAAAAAUACUUGAACAAGAAGAAAAGAAAAAGAAACGUUUGCAGAGAUGGAAUGACAGUGAUGGUUUCUUUGCUAAGGAUAUGAGUCUGGUCACAGACAAUAAUAUGGGAACACGAAAAGGAUGGAAGCGAGGACGAUAUGGUAGAGCCAUUGCUAUAAUGCGUUUAAAAAAGGAAGAUGGCACAAAGUUUGUGUUUGAUCCUUCUCACUAUAAGAAUAACUUGACAAAGCUGUAUAAUAUUGGUGUGCGAAUGAAACCAAUCAACAAGUUGAUUACUAGCAUUGAUUCAGACGAAAGCUCAGAUGAAGAAGAUUGGCCAUCUAUAUCAAACGUACAUAACGAGAAAGAAGAGGAAGACGAGGAUGUAGAAAUGACAAGCAUUGACGAUCAAAAGAGAAGAGCAGCUAUGGAAAAGAUGUUUGAAGACCAACAAGCAAAGAAAGAAAUGAUUAGUAAAUCACUUGCUGCUUCUCAAGAUGAAAAUAGACAAAAUCACAUUACAUUCAGUGGUGAUGAACAAGAGGAAGAAGUGGAUGAAGCAUUUCAAACGGAUACAGAACAACCUAAAGAUGCAAAGAAAUGGAUGUUUGAUUCAGAUGAUGACGAUGAAUCUGAUGAAGAAUUUGAUAUCAAAAUCAAUCCUGUACUUGAAGGCGAAGAAGGUCGUAAGCGACUUGAACUUCAAAAGACCUUUAAGGGCGAUGAACGUUUCAAGCUCGGAGAAGACUUUAUAGAUGAAGAAAAGAAGCCCAAGAAGAAUGUGGGUGAUGAUAUCUCACAGGAACUAAGUGCUGAAAAGGGACAAGCAAUGGACGUAUUACGUGCCAUGUUUGGUGAAGAUAAGGUGGAUACAAAACCACCAGCAACUAGAACGCAGACAUGGUCUAAUGCUGCUCGUUUCGAUCCUGAAGCCGAAGAUGCUUCAAAAUACCUUAUAGAAAGAACUCAAGAAGAAGAAAAGGAAGACAAUGAUAAUGAAGAAGAGAACGAAGAAGAGAACGAAGAAGAGAACGAAGAAGAGGAGGAAGACGAUGACGAUGAUGAUGAUGACUUCUUUGCUCAACUGAAAAAGACUGAAACUGCAAUGCCCGAAGUUUCUACAGAAAAGCAUUUUGAAGUCAAUGCUAAUUUGAAGCCUUUGUUUGGCGAUGCAAGUGAAGCACCAUUUACGUUGUUUGGUGGAGAUGAUAAUGAUGAUAACAAUCAACCAACACCACUCUUCAGCAAACAAGCUGACCAAGAUACCUCUUCUUCUCUCACAUUCAAGCCAAAGAAAGCAGACAGUCGCCUUGGUCUAGGUGUCAUGUUCUUUUUCCAUUUUGAUGACCCUUCUCUCUCAAAAAAAAGUUGUUAUGCUUAUGAUGCAGAUGGUGUAUUCCAACAAAAAGCAGAAGAAAAAGAUGCUUAUGAAUCCAAAUGGAGAACACAACGUCCUGUUAUUAAGGAAAUCCUCAAGAAAAGACAAAAGAAUGCAGUUAAAAAUCAAAAGAAGCGUACUACACGCGAUCUUAAAUAACAUUUGUAAAUAAUA
Messenger RNA from Gilbertella persicaria, 1874 nucleotides. RefSeq lists its product as uncharacterized. Gene Ontology annotation, molecular function: RNA binding. Bases 18 to 1859 code for a protein of 613 amino acids. Lineage: Eukaryota; Fungi; Mucoromycota; Mucoromycetes; Mucorales; Choanephoraceae. The transcript is spliced from 8 exons. The record is from RefSeq and is a predicted model, not a curated record.